Molecule: messenger RNA, 5239 nt
Organism: Anolis carolinensis (green anole)
Lineage: Eukaryota; Metazoa; Chordata; Lepidosauria; Squamata; Anolidae
Gene: c1h2orf76
Product: chromosome 1 C2orf76 homolog
Exons: 5
Coding region: 2938-3849 (303 amino acids)
Source: RefSeq, a predicted model, not a curated record
CAGGCAUCCCACUUGGCUUUGCCCUUAAAGUCAAGCAUUCCAGGACGUUCUGAAAGACAAAGAGAAACAAUGUAAUUUGUGGCUGAUUCAUGUCGUCAGGAGAUGUGACUUUGACUGUUCGACUAGUCCGUUCAUUUGAGCACCGUAAUUUCAAACCUGUUGUCUACCAUGGUGUUAGUCUGGACCAAACUGUAAAAGAGUUUAUUCAGUUUGUGAAGAAUGAUGUGGCAUUAAGGACUACACUUCCACCUCCUUUUAAAAAGUACAAAUACGACACAAUGAAGAUCAUACAUCAGCCACAUGGCUCUAAGCAAAUGAAACAGAACUAGCAUUUUUCUGCAUGGAUGAUUACAGAAAAUAUAAAGCAAAUCCUGUUGCAACCUGGUGAAGACUUUGAAAUUCGGAAGAAAUGCAUUUAAUUUCUGUGUCGUUUUGAAAGGUCUUACUUAAAAUCGUUAAGGUGUGUAUCUUAAGUAUUAGGAGUUACAGGAAAUCAAAAUGUAUUAUUUUCUUCACUUUUUAAAAAACUUACAAGGUAUGACAGGCCACUGUGUUAUCUCUGCAAAAAGUUUUCCCAUGUGACUCAUGAGUAGAGAUAAUUGCAAUUUUUAAAUUGAGAGAAAAUGUGGAAGAUGACCACAACAUUUUUGUAAAAGAGCAUUUAUAACCUUUUGGGAAAAUACCUUUUGGAGAUCAUAACUUUUAGAAAAGCAUGACCUUUCAGAGAAGAGUCAAAAACCCUUCAGAGUAGAAUCUUCUCUGGUAUAAAACCAGAUAUAACUAUGCAAGGCCAUGGUUUUAGUUGUUAGACUGAAUAACCUGUUAUCUCUGAUCUGUUAGGAAAACAGAGAUUUUGCCAGUGCAUGAAAACAGCAGAGCUUUAGAAGUGUUUUUCAGUGCCCACAUAUAUACUCUCCCAUAAAACAACUUGUUUUAUAUCAUGCACUCAAGAGACAAAAAUGAAGUAGACUUUGAAAAAAAUAACAUAUUUGGUUUGCUCACAACCUUCAUGUGUUCCACAUACACAGGUACAAAACUUAUCAGUCCAGUUUCAGAUGUAUUUGAGAUAAUUAUCUGUGCCAUCCGGCCAGGACAUCUCUCUUAUAACAAAACAGCAAGAAAGUGUGAUCGGAGGUCUGAAGCAGUCUGUAGUCUGCUGUCUGUCUGUAAUGAUCUUGUGGUCUGCAGCCCUUUUUAUAACUUCUCAGGAACCAUAGAGUAAAGGAAGCUGCAUACUAGAACAUACAUACAGGAAACAGUAAGCAACAGGAUCAUAGAUAAACUUUACUAGAGAAGGCUUGAAGAAGGUUGUCAUUUCCAACAAGAAUUAUACCAGAGGACCUAGAGAUUUCUGCAGAACAUUCAAUCAAAUUAGUGAAUAAUUAAAUCUGUAAAAGUCAAACCCACCAAAGUGGAAGACUGCCUAUGCUUUCUUGGUUAUAGCAGAAUUUAAACACAAUUGUACUUUAAUUCUAAAAUAAAAAAUCUGUAUUUAUUAAACUUUUUACAUGACUUAAGAGUGACUGUCCCGUGCAGUUAUCUGAUUGUGGGAGGGAAACAUUGGUUUCUCCUACUAUUGGGAUACUCCUCACCCUUUCCACUGCAGGUUAUUCCCUGGAUGAUGAGCUUGCCUUUUCCAGAAGGAAGGCUAUGUCUUCAUCCAGCCGGGCUUACAUUGGUUCAGGGUGGCCUGUGCUUCCUCUGUGGGUAUUUCUUCUUUUCUCUCCUGCUUAGUCUCCUGUCUUUGUGGGUGUCAUGUUCCAGGGCGCUUACCCCAUACUGAGGGCAGAGUUUAACUGAACAAACCCAGUAUGCGCCAAAACCAGUUUACUUAAAGAACUUAAACACCAAGUCUUUUCAAGGACUGACUACAGAACAGUGCACAGCUCAGGUAAUACAAAACAAAGUCUCACAUUCCAAAGACACAAUCUGUAGUCAGGGUGUCAAAAUUAAGUCAGGUAAGCAAGGUAAAACUGAAGUUUAACAUCAAAAGGUAUUCAGGUAUAAAGCAAGGUUUCAGGAUUCAGAAGAGUUUUAAGUCAGGAUCACAAGAACAAAGUCUGGGUAUAGAGAUCCAACCCAAGAGUCAUGGCCAAAAUACAGCUCAGCUCUGUAAGUUACUGUUCCCAAAGAGCAUUGUCUUGCAACUCUUUCUGCAGAGAAUCUCAGCUGAUGCUUAUCAGCAGACCUUCACCACUAAUCUCUGCACUGUGAAAUAUUACUUGGAAGGGAAGGUCAUUGUGACCUCUUCCAAAUAGGAGACAGAUUAACUCCUUCCAAGCACUCUCAACAGUAGCUGAACCAAACCCACCAAACCGCUGGUCAUGACAGUGGGAGUAGGAGCAGCAGCUGACUAUCUGUGCACUUUGCUUGUCCAAGAUGAGCUGGGCCAUAUGAUAUCAAGCAUCACCUCUGGUUGACCUUGUUGGCUGUCAUUUUGGGAAUUGUGGUUCUGAGGCUGCAAAUCACUUAACACUGAAUGAGAAUGGUGGAUGAGCUUGUUUUAGCUGGUCCCCAAAUGCCACUGACCAUACUACUGAUCCUGGAUGAGGGGGCGGAUCUGGCAUGUAUUACCGAGACAUGGUUGGAUGAGCUGGGUGGGGUGAAUCUCACCCAGCUGUGUCCACCGGGCUUCGGGGUUCAUCAGCAGGCCAGGGUUGAGGGGCGGGGAGGAGGAGUUGCGGUGAUCUUUCGGCAGUCCAUCGCCCUGAUCAGAUGCACCGUUCCGCAAUCUACGAGGUUUGAAUGUGUCCUGUUGAAGGUGGGAGCCCGAGACAGCUUGGGGAUUCUGUUGGUGUACCGUCCACCCCGCGACCCAGCAGUCUCCCUGUCUGAGCUAGCAGAAGUGGUCUCUAAUGCGGCCUUGGUCUCCCAACAACUCAUAGUUUUGGGAGACUUCAUGCCGAGACCACAUUAACAGGUGCAGCUCGGGAUUUCAUGGUUGCCAUGACGACCAUGGGGCUGACUCAAGUUAUAUCUAGGCCCACACAUCAGGCGGGACACACGUUGGACCUUGUCUUCAUUGUGGACGGUGGGACAGUCAGAGUGGAAGAACAAAACAUCCUUCCAUUGUCAUGGUCUGACCAUCAUCUGAUCUGUGUAAGUUUCGCUGUGUCUUCUAACCUCCGCAGGGGUGGUGGGCCUACUAAGAUGGUCCGCCCCAGAAGGCUGAUGGAUCCAGAUGGACUCCUGAGGUCUCUUGGGGAUCUUCCUGUUCUGGAGACUGGCGAUCCUGUUGAUGUCCUGGCUGAUCGCUAUAAUAGUGAGUUAGCAAGGGCACUGGACACGAUCGCUCCCGAACGUCCCCUCUCGCUGCGUAGAGCCACAUCAACUCCUUGGUUCACUGAGGAGCUGGCUGUGAUGAAGCGUGCGAGGAGGGGACUAGAGUGCAUCUGGAGGAAAUCUCGGGAUGUGUCCGACCAAGCACGGGCUAAAGCUGCCAUUAAGGCUUACUCCGUGGCUCUGCGAGCAGCCAGGAAAGCUUUCACGACUGCCCGCAUAGCGUCUGUGGCCAAUAGGCCAUCGGAGUUGUUCCGAGUUGUUGGGGAGCUCCUGCGGCCCCCUGAGACCCAGGAGCUUCCCGAUGACUUGGCAACCCGGUGCAGCGAGUUCGCGCACCAUUUCGCAGGCAAAGUUGCUCGGAUACGUCAUGAGUUGGACUCCAGCUUGACUGUGGUUGCAGCGGAGGUAACCGAGGCACCUGUCGGUCCGAUUUUGUGGGAUUCUUUCCAGCUUGUUCUUCCUGAUGACGUGGAGGGGAUCCUUGGGUCUGUGAGGGCGACCACUUGCGCUUUGGAUCCUUGUCCUUCUUGGCUGGUUAAACUGGCCAAAGAUGGGUUGUUGGAGUGAUUUGUGGCUAUAAUAAAUGCCUCCUUGGGUCAAGGGUCAUUUCCAUCCUGUUUUAAGCGGUGGUAAAACCGCUACUAAAAAAGCUCUCGUUAGACCCAUCGGUUUGUGACAAUUACAGACCAAUCUCCAACCUCCCAUUUCUGGGCAAGGUUCUGGAGCGGGUGGUUGCCACGCAGCUCCAGGGGUUUCUCGAUGACACCGAUUUUCUGGACUGCUCGCAGUCUGGUUUCAGGCCUGGGCACAGCACCGAGACGGCUUUGGUCGCCUUGGUGGAUGACCUCAGCAGGGAACUGGACAGGGGGAGUGUGACCCUGCUGGUUCUCCUGGAUAUCUCAGCGGCUUUUGAUACCAUCGACCAUGGUAUCCUUCUGGGGAGGCUCUCCGGGAUGGGGCUCGGUGGCACGGUUCUGCUGUGGCUUCGGUCCUUCCUGGAAGGCCGUUCCCAGAUGGUGAAGCUGGGGGACACCUGCUCGGACCCCUGGCCAUUGACCUGUGGGGUUCCGCAGGGGUCUAUCUUAUCCCCCAUGCUAUUUAACAUCUACAUGAAACCGCUGGGAGAGGUCAUCCGGAGUUUUGGAGGGCGUUGCCAUCUCUACGCGGAUGACACGCAAAUCCACUACUCGUUUCCAUCUGACUCCAAGGAAGCCCCUCGGAUGCUGAACCAGUGCCUGGCCGCUGUGGCGGACUGGAUGAGGAGGAACAGGCUGAGGAUCAAUCCCGACAAGACAGAGGCCCUCCUGGUCAGUCGUGCGUCGGAUCGGGGUAUUGGGUGGCAGCCUGUGCUGGACGGGGUUGCACUCCCCCUGAAAUCACAGGUCCGCAGUUUGGGGGUCCUCCUGGAUUCAGCAUUGACGCUUGAAGCACAGGUGUCGGCGGUGGCCGGGAGGGCCUUUGCACAACUCAAACUUGUGCGCCAACUGCGACCAUACCUCGUGAAGUCUGAUUUGACCACAGUGGUCCAUGCCUUAGUUACCUCUAGACUGGACUACUGUAAUGCACUCUACGUGGGGCUUCCCUUGAAGAUGGCCCGGAAAUUACAAUUGGUCCAACGCUCGGCUGCCAGAUUAAUAACGGGGGCAAGUUACAGGGAGAGAUCCACUCCCCUGUUUAAGGAGCUCCACUGGCUGCCGUUCAUCUUCCGGUCCCAAUUCAAGGUGCAGACCAUCACUUAUAAAGCCCUAAACGGUUUGGGACCCACCUACCUUCGUGACCGUAUCUCCCUCCAUAAACCUGCCCGAUCUUUACGAUCAUCCGGGGAGGCCCUUUUAUCACUACUCUCGUUAUCCCAGGCCCGCCUUGUGAGUACAAGGGAGAGGGCCUUCUCUGCUGUGGCCCCCCGACUGUGGAACUCACUACCCACUGAAAUUAGGCAAGCUCCCACUUUGUUAUC